GAGUUCCACAACUGGGAAUUAGCGGUUCUGUUUGCCGUAGAAUGCCGAACGAGCGGCGAUGAUAGCAGUUGAUUGAGAUCGACCAAAAAGGUGAUUUUGUUCCCUCAGUGGAGUUUUACCGGUUCGUUUGUUGUGUGUGGUUGACAGGUGCACUAUUUCGGGAGAUAAAAUCCUGACGUUUAUGCUGAGUCCGGCAGCAGUUGACAACAGGUGGUUGUUUUGUUUGUUCCUUGUUUUUUGAGGGUUUUCUUAGACACAAGUGGAGUAGGCUGAUAGAACAGACAGGAAAUGGAUCUGGUGUGGGCGCGCCACCCCGCUGAGGGUUUCGUAUUGGGGAGAAUCCAUGAAAUUAUGGGAGAUGAAGUGGAAAUUAGUCCUAUAGAUUUGAAAUUUCCAAAAAUGACAAUACCAUAUACUGAUAUAUUUCCAACAUCGAAAGAAGACACCAGCAGAGAUUUUGAUGAUAACUGUGAAAUGAUGUUCCUGAAUGAGGGGUCCCUUUUAAAUAAUAUAAGAACGCGAUAUUACAAAAACAAAAUAUAUACAUACGUCGCCAACAUCCUUAUAGCUGUAAACCCAUACAAGGAAAUCCCAUCCCUGUACUCCAGAGAAAUGAUGAAGAGUUAUCAGGGUAGAUCUCUUGGCGAAAAACCUCCCCACGUCUUCGCCAUAGCCGACAAGGCUUUUAGGGACAUGAAAGUUCUCAAACAGUCCCAAUCCAUAAUAGUAUCAGGUGAAUCGGGUGCCGGCAAGACAGAAUCAACUAAGCAUCUUCUGAUCUAUUUAUGCGAUAUGUGGGGUGCUCACGCUGGUCCCAUCGAGCAGAAGAUACUGGAUGCCAACCCGGUGUUAGAAGCCUUCGGAAACGCUAAAACUACACGCAACAAUAACUCCUCAAGAUUCGGCAAGUUUAUCGAGGUUCACUUCGACAAGAAGUUCCAAGUUGUUGGUGGUCACAUUUCCCAUUAUCUACUGGAGAAGUCUAGGAUCUGUUCUCCUAUCGGUGAAGAACGCAGUUAUCAUAUCUUUUAUAUGCUGAUGGCUGGUGCUCCGGAAGACUUAAGGAAGCAGAUAUUCCUCACCAAACCAGAUGAUUUUAACUAUCUUCGUAAGGGCUGUACUCGCUUCUUCACAAACAGCCGCAGUGAAAAAACACUAUCCCCUAAUCAGAAGAGUGCAGAUCACAUCAAUAAUGGUCCACUAAAAGACAUACUUCUGGACGAUGUAGACGAUUUCAAGAUUCUCGAUGAAGCCCUCGACAGAAUAGGUCUGACUCAGUCUGACAGAUUCGAUAUCUACAAAACUGUGGCGGCAGUUCUACAUCUUGGUAAUAUAGAAUUCGAAGAAGACCUGGAUGAUAGAAGAGGAGGAUGUAGAGUGGCCGAAAAUAAGGGGAACAGUUUGAACGUUGCCGCCAAAUUGUUGAACAUUGAUGCCACUGAUCUCAGGCAAGCUUUGGAAUCGAGAGUUAUGCAAAGUACACGAGGCGGCUUGAAAGGAACUGUCAUAAUGGUUCCACUGAAAGUUCAAGAAGCGAUCAACGCAAGAGACGCUCUAGCAAAAGCCAUAUACAGCAACUUAUUUGAUCAUAUUGUUUCAUGCAUAAACCAAAGUAUUCCGUUCAAAGCUUCCAGUUAUUACGUUGGUGUUUUAGAUAUUGCUGGUUUUGAAUUUUUUACUGUCAAUAGUUUCGAACAGUUCUGUAUAAACUAUUGCAACGAAAAACUGCAACAGUUUUUCAAUGAAAAAAUCCUCAAACAUGAACAGGAUCUUUAUAAAAGGGAAGGUUUGAGUGUACCAGAAAUUUCCUUCAUUGAUAACCAAGACUGCAUAAAUCUAAUUGAAGCUAAAUCAAAAGGCAUACUCAACCUCUUAGAUGAGGAAUCUAAAUUACCUAAACCAUCGUAUGUACAUUUCACUAAUGAAGUGCACAAAAACUGGUCCAAUGAAUUCCGAUUAGGUCUGCCUAGAUCUUCGAAAUUGAAGUUACACAGGAAUUUGAGGGACGAUGAAGGAUUUUUGGUCAGGCAUUUUGCCGGUGCUGUUUGCUAUCAAACGGUACAUUUCAUUCAUAAAAACAAUGACGCCUUACAUGCUUCUUUGGAAAGUAUAAUUCAGGAAAGCAAAAGUAAUCUUAUACAAAAAUUGUUCUCCAAUUCCAUGGCACAAAAAGGCAAGCUUACGUUCAUUAGUGUCGGAAAUAAGUUUAAAACUCAGUUAACUGAACUGAUGGAGAAGUUGAAAUUGAAUGGAACCAAUUUCAUACGAUGUAUAAAGCCUAAUAAUAAGAUGGUUGACAAUCAAUUCGAAGGUGCCUUAAGUAUGAUGCAACUCAAGUGCUCUGGAAUGACAAAUGUACUAGAGCUAAUGGAGCAUGGUUAUCCAAGCAGAACCGAAUUUGGUGAUUUGUACAAUAUGUACAAAGAUUAUCUUCCGAAACCCUUGGCUGACUUGAAACCAAAAAUAUUCUGUGAAGCAAUGUUACACAGUUUAAACCUACAUGACAAGGAUUAUAAAUUUGGUAUAACUAGAGUGUUCUUUAGACCUGGAAAGUUCAGCGAAUUCGACCAAAUUAUGAAAUCGGAUCCAGAAAACUUGAAGGAAAUGAUUGGAAAGAUAAAAAAGUUCCUCAUCAAAUCUCGUUGGUUGAAAUGCCAAUUUGGCAUUUUGGCUGUUAUAAAGAUAAAAAACAUAAUGAAAUACAGAAUAUAUUCCCUCAUCCUGCUACAGAAGCAUAUAAGAGGUUAUUUGGUGAAAAAACAAUAUGCGCCCAAAAUUAAACUAUCUCGUCAAUUGAAAAGCUUGGAAAAGAAGCUAAGUAGUAUUCAAGAAAAUUCUAUACAAAUUAAGAGUCGACAAAAUAUCGACGAUGCAGUACAAAGAAUGAGAGAUAAUAUUUCUUCAACCCUAGAGAGUAUCAAGAGCGGCCGAAAACUAACGGAAGUAGACUGUAGCGACAUCUUCAACAAAUUCGAAAAUGACGUUGAUGUGUUAAGGAGAGAAGUACAAAAAAAAUUAGAAGAGCAAAAAAUGGCAGAAGAGCAGGCUAGGCUGAAAAAACUUCAAGAACAAAUGGAGAGAGAAAAGCAACUCAGAGAAGAAGAGAAAAGAAAAAAACAAAAAGAGGAGGAACAGAGGAAAUUAAAAGCUGAAAUGGAGAUUCAACGUAAAAAGGAAGAAGAGGAAAGAAGGAAACAGGAAGAAGCACAGGCCACAUUAGCUCUUGAACAUAAGGCUAGUCUCGAGAAAGAAGCCCUUGAAGAAAAAUUAUAUCAAGAACGUUUGGAACAAGAGAGGCAGGACCAUGAAUUAGCUCUUAGAUUAGCACAAGAAAGCGAUGGUCAAUUGGAAGAAAGUCCAAUUUUGAUGAGGAACAGCGGAGUGGAUUCUGCUCGGCAGUCCUUCAAACUGAACAGGUCGGAAGCAGUGAAGAACCAACAGGCAGCCCUGAGUAAAGGAAAAUAUGAUUUAUCUAAAUGGAAGUACUCUGACCUGAGGGAUACCAUCAACACUUCGUGCGAUAUCGAUCUCUUGGAGGCUUGCCGACAUGAGUUCCAUCGGAGGUUGAAGGUUUAUCAUGCUUGGAAAGCGAAGAAUCAGCGUCGUAGCGUCAUGAAUGAAAAUGAAAGGGCCCCAAGAUCAGUAAUGGAAUCGGCCAAUAAAACUCCAAGACUGCAACCAAAAGUGAAUAAAGAUGAUAAUUAUAAACAAAGAUAUUUCCGUAUACCAUUCACACGUGGAGAUCCCAAUAAAAAAGGUUUCUGGUUUGCCCAUUUUGAUGGACAGUAUGUGGCUAGACAAAUGGAGUUGCAUCCAGAAAAGUGUCCUGUACUAUUGGUAGCAGGUAAAGAUGAUAUGCAAAUGUGCGAACUAUCUUUGGAAGAAACAGGAUUAACAAGGAAGAGAGGAGCAGAGAUUUUGGAAAGUGAAUUCGAGAAAGAAUGGCAAAAAAACGACGGGAAACCUUAUUCAAAACCGUCUGAUCGAAAAAAAUGAGGGGUUAUGAAUUUGCCUCAAUUUGAAAUUGAAAGCUUGUUGAAUAGGAUAGAUAAUAUAGUGUGGUAAUAAUAAAUCAUUAAUAAUGUAUUAAAAUGUAUAGAAAUUUGGAAAUAUAGUUGUUGAAAUUCA
Molecule: messenger RNA, 4128 nt
Organism: Harmonia axyridis
Lineage: Eukaryota; Metazoa; Arthropoda; Insecta; Coleoptera; Coccinellidae
Gene: jar
Product: myosin heavy chain 95F
Exons: 18
Coding region: 289-3996 (1235 amino acids)
Biological process (GO): vesicle transport along actin filament; endocytosis; actin filament organization
Cellular component (GO): myosin complex; actin cytoskeleton; cytoplasm
Molecular function (GO): microfilament motor activity; ATP binding; actin filament binding
Source: RefSeq, a predicted model, not a curated record